Molecule: messenger RNA, 8460 nt
Organism: Polistes canadensis
Lineage: Eukaryota; Metazoa; Arthropoda; Insecta; Hymenoptera; Vespidae
Gene: tyf
Source: RefSeq, a predicted model, not a curated record
GCAGAAUAUUUGACUACGAUCGUGUCGAGAAGAGUGUGGUACGAAGGUAUAACGGACAAUUGACACAGGUGAACAUUGGCACGAUCGAUAAGUUGCCGUGAAUGAUUUGAAAGUGUCAGUGAGCUUGAUCAGAGUUGCCUUGAAGUUACAUGAAAUCUUCCUUGUGUGUCAUAUAAGGUAUCGAGCUAGAAAUAAGGAAAAAGAAAAAGACGAAAGAUGAGGAGGAAGAGUGCGUGGUACGACACUGGUGCGUGCAAAGAAGAGAGAGAAAAAGGUAUCUAAAGCGAAAGAUAGAAGGAGUAAGGGAGAAAGCGGCUGGUUCGAGGCCGAAAGACCGAACGCGAAACAGAGUGAUGCCGUCAACGGGUCACGCACGAGAACGGAUCCGCUCUCCCGUCCUCGUACUCCGUCCACGCAUGCUAUGUACUCGUUUUUACGAGUAGAAACCUUUUCGAGGAGAGGACUUGGACACUGUGCGUCUGCAUUCGAAUAAGUCGUGACCGAUUGACGCGUACGUGCCGCUCUCCGUACCGCUCUUCGUACGACGGCCAUCUUGGAUUUACUAAGUGUCGCAUCGAACACCCGCGAAUAUCAAUUUCUCGUCGUCGUAGUCGUCUCUUUUUCAAGUGAAUGGAAGGAGGUCGAGCGGUGUGAAAAAAGGAAAGCGUAGAUAAAAAAAAGGUGUUGGAAGGAACGCACAGGAAAUAUAACAUCUUGAUAUAGACGUACAGUUUCGUUACGUUAAGAUGCGAAAUUAAUUUCGUUUGUUAAAGGAAAACGAACGGACAGCUUAGGUUUAACCAGGUAAAUGAUGAAAGUAGAGUGAACAUUAUUUGAUUUAGUCAAAAGUGAGAUAAAAAUUAAGUUAGAUGUAGAAAGAGUGUUUCAAUUAACCUCGAAGAUAUGUCCUUAAUGUAAACUACAAAAUGAGUGAAGUGUUGGAACGGAAGAUCAAGUGCAAGGGAAAGUACAAGAGUUGGAAGCACGCUUGACGGAAUGGAUGAUAUCGUUUUUGUCAUUCCCGGUGCGCGUACAGUACGCGCGUGAAAAAAACAUUUCAAGCUCUCCUUAUUCUUCUUACACUUUCGAUACGUCCAAUUGUGUCGUCGUCGUUGUCGUCAACGAAUCAGGGAACGGACUGUUCUAAAAGCACGCGUUCGUAAGUCGAUGAUACAAGAACUACGACGUGUCGACGUUCAGCGAAUAAAGCGUUAGUCAAUCUUAUAACGUGAAAAUAUUCGUGCUUGUUUCGCUGUCAUUGUCACAUUUUCAAAAUAUAUCACAACAAAGUUACUAUAUUUGAAGAAUCGUAUGAAACUAUUAUCGUAAGCGAUACUUCGUUAAACAUUUUUCAUUAGAAUCGUUAUUGAUGUUCCUCUUGCUAUUAUUCUAACGCCUAAAACGUUCCAAAAGACAUCUUGCGAAGAAUGACAAGGAGACUAUGAGCACGGCGGACACGGUCCUGUCAAUCAACGUCAAGAUGUCCCCAGGGCCGGACCAUCGUCAGGAACCGGUUGCACCUGACAAAAGCAACACUGAUAACAGUCGAACAGAAAUCGGCAACGAUUCGGCUACCGAAAGUACUAUACUCGGUACGCCAGAGGCCUUGGUAGUUCAGAGUAUUAAUCUCGAAGCAACUAGCAACCCGCGUAUCGAUACAAUUUCUGAGCCUACAAACGGUCAAGGUACAACACCUAACAGCGGCUCUGACAAUAAAAAGGGAAAACCAACUCUCCUUACUUUAGAUGAUGAUGGAUUGCGUGCACUACUGAACGAAGCUAUAACUUAUAAAUGUCCUAAAGAUCGUGAAGGAAAAUCUAACUUAUUUAAGGAACUCUUACAAGAAGCUGAAGCUGAUGAGACCGAAGAAGGUCGUAGGGUAGUGACUAAUUCACGGUGUCUCCCUGGUUCUACUCGUAGAAGGCAUAAACGAGAUUCUGUAUCAGAACGUCACAGACACGGUGGUUCUUUGCAGAAUUUAGCACAACCUAUUGCAUCAGAGUUUGAUAGUAGCUUUGCUUAUCUAACAUCUGGUUCUAGUCACACUUACGGAAGUGGCAAAAAAAAGAAUAAGAAAUACACAGGUCCUAGUGUUUCUGCUAGGGAAAGAGAAGGUGGAUCUCUACCAUCUAAUGUUAAUGCAUCCCACAGUCUUGCUUCUUUGGCCAAUCUUGAUCUCAUAUUUGACAACAAGAAGGGCUUUUCUGAAGAAAGAACAACAUAUGAUUGGACUAAUAAGGAGAAGUCAAAAUCUUUAGACAAAUCAUCGAGUGUUUCAUCAAAAAAAGAAGACAAAGAAAAAGACAAAAAAGAUAAUAAAAGGGAUAGCGUAAGUGGAUUUUACGAAUCCGAAAGUGAACAACGCGAGAAGAAAAGCAGUAAAGGAAAAUACGGGACAAAUGAGAUGCUUGAAUCAGAUAAUCCACCACCAGAGUAUAAAUCUGAUUACACUGUUAUUGAUUUAAGUUAUGUUGAGGUAGGUGCUCUUAGCGAAAGGAAUGUUGGAUCUACAACAAGUGGGGUACAGCAAAGACCUCACUCAUUAGACGCUGAAGAUGAGGGAAUUGAAAUGAAAAUUAUUGAGCCACGUAGACAAUUUAUAGCACGUGCUACUGUUGAUAUAGCUCAGACUCCUGUAGAUACCACGAUAAAAUUUCCGAUUUGUGACCAUAACAGCAAACAGGAUAAAUCAAAAAUAUCAGUUAGUGCUGAGGUGACGGGAGCUUUUCCAUUUCAAACUUAUAAUAGUGCGAAAUGUGUUAUUGGUGGUUCAGGAAACAGUACUAACAAUAAUCAAGGAAAAGGAAUCUCAAGUUUAUGUUCCAUGAUGCCAGCUUCAUGGCAGAUUCAAAAUAAUGCAUUAGAACUUCCAAGAUGUACAACACAGUAUGCCAUAAUGAAAGAUGCAACUUCUUCUGCGGAAAAGAAAUCUCUUGAUGAAAAUGGUAAUGCUGUACAAAAUUAUAAUGCAGAACGAAAGAAACGCGGAAAGAAGCAUACACAGGAACCUAAUGUUAUUGUUUAUACCGCUGAAAGCGUUGUAGGACAUCGUAAUGAGGACGAUAUUGAUAGUUUACUUAACUUCAUCGAAAGCAAAGAAUCUAAAGGUAAAAAGAACAAAACUGGUAAUCCUGUUAGAGUGAAAUCUAGUUCUGGAACAAAACCGAGGACAAGAGAAAAGGAUUCUAAAAGAGAACAAUUAUCAACUAAGUUACAAAAAUCAAAUUCUUUAGAGGAAAUAUCAAAAACAAAACUUGAGGACCUUACCGCAGAACAAAGCAAUUGUUCUAGUGGCGAUAGCAGUAUUUCCAGUCAGCAUAGUAGUACAAUUAAUGUGGCAUUACGUCGUGCGAAACAAAGAAGUACAGGAGAUGCGGCUGUAGAUUGCCGUGGUGACAGACGUUCUUGGGGAACGGAGGAGGGUCAGUCUAUAUAUUGCAAUGAUACUGGAGACGAUUAUACUAGCCGUCGAAACUCUAACAAAAAAGUUAAUCCAGAACCAGAACAGGAGCCCGAGUUUUUAAUAGUUACUAAAAAGAAGAAGACUAAAAAACAACGUAGAAGUUCCAGUGGUAGUAGAGCGCAAAACUUAUCAACAACUGGAUCAUAUUUACAAAAUCCAAGAGAAUUUUCGAACGAGUAUAGAGCACCGUUGUCGCCAGAGCUCAGAAGAAAAUCUACUAGCAGUAUGCCGCCAAGCGAUAAAUCUGAUAGCAGCGACUUGGAUUCGGUCCAUUCGUUACCCGUUACAUCAAAUACCUCGAAACAUAAUCUAUCAAAAACAGCAACCUCUUCGGGAGGAACACCACAAGCAAGUUACGCAGAUAUAGCUCGGAUGGCUACUAUGAAUAUGUCACAUAAUUCAGUUUUAAAUAUGCCAAUAGUUCCAAGUAUGUUAAAUACGUCAUCUUGGCCAAGAGUUUCAUCUAAAACCCCCUCAGAACCAGAUAAAUUACCUCAAGAUUAUUAUCCAAGUUUGGAUGAAUUACAACACUCCGAUAGGAAACCAAAACAACAUGGUUUUGCACAUUCAAAUCAUGUUCACAAUGUUGGUCUUACUUUUGAAAAACCACCGUCUCCAACUUUGUCAAAGAUUAAGAAUUCGUCAGAUCGAAAGAAGGCAGAAGCACAAGAAGAGGCAAUUAAUAAGAAUAUGCAAGUUUUCAAAUAUUUCCAGGAUAUAGAAAAAAUGCAGCAAAGUUUGACGCAACAGGAACAAAAACAUAUGAACAUGAUUAACUGUAAUCCACAUUCGAAUGAGACAACACCAAAUGCAAUUCAAUCUAAAUUAAAUAAUACUACUAAUAAUUCAUUCGACUCUGAAAAUAACAAUCCUAGUUAUUCUAAUAACAAUAAAGAUAUUGUUGCGAAUACAAAAAUAAAUAAUCCACGAAAUAGAAGAAGUUAUUCGCAAAGUAAUCAAAAUAUACAAAGUCAACAAGAAGAAUUACAUUAUAGGAAAACUGGAUAUCAAGAUGAAAAUGUCAAGAAGAUACAUAACACAGAUAGUCCUGUUGUAUAUUGUGAAACCAAAGCUAAUGUUAUAGGAUCGAUAAUAGAUGAUAAUGAGGCUCCAAAACUUAAAGGAUUGAAUAAUAAUCCAAAGCCGACACAUGAAGCACAGAAUGCUGAUGUAGACUCUGUUAAAAUACAGAUGAAGGUAGACAAAAUGGUGAAAAUUGCGAAAGAGCAAUCUGGAAAAUCUGGAGUUGUAUUAUCUCAUAAUAUAAAGCAAGAUAAUCAAGAAGAUAAUGAAAAUAAAAAAUCAAAGUCAUUAAUGUCUACUGAAAAUGAUAAAGUACAGAAAUCCGUAGAAAUACAAGGAUCUAAAAAGAAGAACAAUACUUCUUCCAGACCUGCAGUUAUCUUGUUGGAUGAGACAUCUGACUUUCUGAAAGGCAGUGAUUUACCAACAGAGUUAACAUUUGGGUUUGAGAUUAAUGAACUUUUACUCUCGGAAGAUUCUGUAGAGACUCCACCAGCAAAUCCUACAUUUCCUUCUUUGGUUCAACCACUUCUUAAUAAACCACCUCCAAAUUUUGAUAGACCACCUGCUAUCUACGAUAAACAUGUGAGAUAUGAUAAAUUUCCUCCAAAUUUUCAUAUGCAAUCGCCUAACAGUCAUGUGGCCCAACAACCAGUACAUUCUGUUAUGGUUCCAUCUUUAACAUAUAUUGGAUAUCCAACAAGGUUUCCACCAGCAAUGUAUUCUCCACCAACACCACCUCCACCUCCUGGAAUUAUAGAAAAAUACAAUCAUCAACCAAAGGAAGAUUUUGCAAUGCUAUAUGUAGCACCUGAAGAAGAUGUGAAUAUACAGAAUUAUAAUCACGAUAAAAUUGUCUCGUUUGUUGGAUUGGCGUGGGAUGCUGUUAUGAGAGAGACAGCAGAAACAGGCAGAAUACAAUAUUACAGUGGACAGUGAAAUGGACUCAAUUCUACAAACAAAAAUAUACUAUAUACAGUUUGAUAUGAGUGAACUAUUAUCUACAUAUUAUUACAUUCGGAAAAGCUAUUUAACUUAAAUAUCAGAUAACAUAUUUGAAAAGGUUGAUGUAAUGGAUAGAAAUACUUAUAACAUUUUAUCAAGAUUUUGAUAAAACACAUCAACUGUUGUCUGAAGCUGGAUUUCAUUAUUAAUGUUAUACCAGGAUAGCCGAAUGGCGCAGUGUGCCUCAAGAGAUAAUAAUGUAAAUAGGUCAGUUACCAAAAAAAAAUGGAGACUGGAAAGGAUACAUUUUUCAUCUAUGUACAUAGAUUAUGCUUACGCAAUUUUUGCAAAAACCAUAGCAACAUAAUAUUAAUAGCAGCAUAAUAAUAUUCAUUCAUAACACCAUCUUUAACGGGAAAUAAAGAAUGAAUAUAAUAAGAAAUGUGUAUGUUGCUCCUCUCUCACCAAAAGAAGGUAAUUAUUGCAUUACUUAAGCCAUAUACACAUAUACUACGGUUGUGCAUAUGGUUUAGAGAAGUAUCCUUGGGGCACCAUCUAAUAAACGUAUGGCUUUAAGAAUUGCAUAAGAAUAUAUUAAUGGAUUUAAGACGAUUCCAAAUGAUAUUGCAAUUAAGCCAGUUUAAGAUGCUUACAUUGCAAGAACUGUUUAAUGCUGAUGCCUUUAAAAAUUACAGAUUCGUCAUUUUAGUGCACCAUAUAUAAAAACCCAAUGGGUAGUUUAUAAAUAGUAUGUUGCAUUAACUAUGUACAUCGAACUGUUAUCAGGCAAUCUAUCAAUGUCUUAAUAUCUUGCGAGCUGGAAUGACCUAUUUGUAUAUGAAUUCAGAGUGAUUGAAGUGAUUAGUGAAUUUUCAUCGAAGUCCUAAGAGUAAAAAAUGAAAAAAUAGUGAAAAGCUUAAAAGUAUAUAUACUUUAUUUGAGAGACAGCAUCAUGAAAAGUAAAGAACACUGUGCAAAGUGUAUUAGGAAAAAGUAAAAAUAAGUGCUGAGAGACAUUAAAGCAUAUGUGUAACAUAUUAAAACAGUGUAAUUAACUUGAUAUGGAACAAUUUUCUCCGUGAAAUGGUUACUUCUUCCAGCUGUGGUAAACGAUAAUUUAAGAAAGUAUCAUAUAAAUUGGUUUUUGAAAAUGUUGCGCUCCAAACUCGAACUGAUUCUUCACACAGUGAUACCGAGAGUGCGAAUGUGUCAAAACUCACUAAAUUUUUACACAGACUCGCUUAUUUAAUAAAUAACUAAUUAUUAAUUAUCGAUAAUGAUAAUAAUAAUAAAAUUCUUGCUUGUGAUGAUCUAAAUUGAGAGUGUGAAUGUAUGCAGUUUACCUAGGUAAUCAUUUAUUUUAUUAGUAGAUUUCAUUAGUGAGAUUGCUGUACACACUUGUGUGAUAAUUAUAUAUGAAAUUUCAUUGACUUAAGCACAUUAUACAAAUUGUGCAUUAUAUUCCGAAAUUUGAGUGUGUUUCUAAUUAAGAUUAAUUAUAUAUAUAAUAUAAGUCUGAAAUAGGAAGCACUGAAUUUAGAAUGUCAUAUUUUAUAAUUUCCUUCAGAUAAUAACUUCUUGUUACGUCAAAGUAGCAAUUAUUUGAAAAAGUAAAAGAUGUGUUCCUAAAAAGAUCCAAAUAUUACAACAAAUUACUAUUUAUAUAUAUUCUUAUAUAGUAUAUAAAAACACGAUAUAUAAUGUCUCAUUUGAAAAGGAAUAAUGUUUUAUUUUCAUUUUUGCUUAUAUAAAUCUCUGGUUUCACGUAUAUAAAAAUAAUGUUUUUUAUUCAAUAUCAAAUUUGUAUAUUUUUUUUUAUAUUAUUUGUUUAUAUAAAUCCACGCGAUUAAGCUGCAUAUAGUAAACGCAUUUAUGUCAAAUGAAAAUACAUAGCUUUGCUGGUUCAACGCGGAUUUAUAGAUUUCUUGCUCAAACUCCAGAUUACACUACUAUACUUUCUUCUUUUUAAUGACAAUGGUACUUGUACUGCAGUGUUGGUAAUUUGUGAUCAUAAAUAUUUGCCAUAAUAUAAAAUAAUUUAAAAAUUUAAGUGAUCCUUUAUUAUCAAUUUCAUAUAAUCUAAAUAACAAUUUAUCUAGUAGUUUAGUUGUGACAGCAAUCUCUCCAAUUGAAUAUAGAAUUCACGGAUAAUUGUGAAAAAUAUAUCAUUAAUGGUAAUAACUAAAUAACAUAUUACCUAUACGUGUGAUAAGUUUCUUAUGGAAGCAUGAUGAAUAUCAUCUAUUUAGUAUUAAUGAAAUUCAAUCACUAUUAAGAUAUAAGAUUAAUAACUUUUGUUAUUGUUUUCUUUUUUCGUAAUAUCGAAAUUAUGUAUGAGAGUGCGAAGAAAAAGAGAAAUGAACUUUGUUGAUAUUCUUUUUCAGUUUGUUCGAUAAUAUAUAAGCCCAGCUGGGGGUGCAGCUUUGAAAACUAGCAAAGAGAGUUUAAGUAUUUAGUAUGAGAGAUAUAAAUGCAUAUUGGAUAUUAGUGUGCAAAGAAAAUAUAAUCUUUUCUAAGAGCAAAAUUAUAAUUGUGGAAGUAUAUUUAAAAUAUUGCAAAUACAGGAUUUUUAAUUUAGACAAUAAUGCAGCAAUUAAUCUUAUUGCAUAACACGUGUUGUAUAGUUGCUACAUAAGAUCAUUUGGACCAAUAUAUAUACAUAUAUAUUUCAUUUUGUUUACUCAUAAUCAAAAAAUACAAAGAAAUAAUUUACAUAAGAUAUAUUAUAUUGAUUGUUAGUUGGAUUGGUAUUCGUAUCACAUUUAUUUAUGUUUCAUUUAAAUGCUUUUAAAAAUCUACAUAUAUUUUAUAAAACGUAAAUUCCAAAUUCAUUACAUUAAUAUAAUAUUUUUAAUUAGAUCAAUUAAUAAAUUUUAAAUCCCCAAGACAUCAAAGGAGUUAAGUCAAUUGAAAAACACGUGUCUCGUUUAAGUAGGAUAAUAUUUUUUUUGACAAACUUUUAAUCCAAUAUGCAUAAAACUGUUCAAGUCAGGUGCUUCAUCGCCUUAAAAUAAAGUAAAGUAAAAUAA